Messenger RNA from Nelumbo nucifera (sacred lotus), 2819 nucleotides. Its product is annotated as vacuolar-sorting receptor 3-like. The record is from RefSeq and is a predicted model, not a curated record. NCBI's taxonomy places the organism in Eukaryota, Viridiplantae, Streptophyta, Magnoliopsida, Proteales, Nelumbonaceae. Gene Ontology annotation, molecular function: calcium ion binding.
AUCCCACCGUUCCGAAGCCUGCAGGUGUUCCCCGGACGCAAAAUCGUAACUACUAUCUCUCCAGACAGCUUGACUCUAUUGGUCAAGAAACAACCCAAAUCACCGAAAUAAAUUUUAUUAAACACUCCAUAAAUCUAUUAAAUUCCACUUCUACGUCCUUAAUUAUCAAUCUCUUCUCCCUCUCGCGCCCUCGUCACGUUCGUGGGUCUUCAGAGCAUUGUCUUCUGUACGAAUAGUAGGACUCAGGAUUUAUAUUUUUGAUUUUAUCAAAUUAGAAAUAACACGUUUUUGAUGAAUUCGAGAUUUUAGGGUUUGUUGUUUCGUCCCAAAUUUUUCAUCACAGUUUCUUGUUGUAAACAGAACUCCUUCAAAUUUUAUUUCAUUUAAGUUUUCGAAUGGAAAGGAGAUCAGCAGUAGGAUUCUCUCUAGGGUUUCCAGUGCUGUUUUUGUUGGUAGAGGUUUCUUUGAUGUCGCCGGCGACGGCGAGGUUUGUGGUGGAAAAGAACAGCUUAACUGUGACAUCUCCAGACAGCAUAAAAGGUACUCACGAUAGUGCCAUCGGUAACUUUGGAAUCCCUCAGUAUGGAGGAAGUAUGGCCGGGACGGUUGUAUAUCCGAAGGAGAACAUGAAGGCUUGCAAGGAUUUUAACGAAUUUGGUACAUCUUUCAAGGCGAAGCCCGGAGCGCUCCCUACAUUUGUAUUGGUCGAUAGAGGAGAUUGCUUUUUUGCUUUGAAAGUUUGGAAUGCCCAGAACGCUGGGGCUUCUGCAGUGCUUGUUGCAGAUAACGUUGAGGAACCAUUGAUAACCAUGGAUUCACCACAAGAGGAUGGCGGAUCUACAAAGUAUAUUGAAAAUAUUACCAUUCCAUCUGCACUUAUUGACAAAAAUUUUGGCGAAAAGUUGAAGAAGGCACUCAGUGCUGGGGAUAUGGUCAAUGUUAAUCUUGAUUGGAGAGAAGCUGUUCCACACCCAGAUGAUCGGGUGGAGUAUGAGUUGUGGACCAAUAGCAAUGAUGAAUGUGGGGUUAAGUGUGAUAUGCUGAUGGAGUUUGUGAAGAAUUUCAGGGGUGCGGCACAAAUACUUGAACGAGGUGGUUAUACCCAAUUCAGACCCCAUUAUAUAACUUGGUAUUGUCCUCAGGCCUUCACAUUAAGCAAACAGUGCAAAUCCCAAUGCAUUAACCAUGGGAGAUAUUGUGCACCUGAUCCUGAACAGGAUUUUAGCCAGGGUUAUGAAGGGAAGGAUGUAGUUAUUGAAAAUUUAAGACAACUAUGUGUAUUUAGAGUAGCAAAUGAAUCUAAAAAGCCUUGGAUCUGGUGGGAUUAUGUAACUGAUUUUCAAAUAAGAUGUCCCAUGAAGCAGAAAAAAUACAAUAAGGAGUGUGCUGAUGGUGUCCUUAAAUCUCUAGGACUUGAUGUCAAACAAAUUGAGAAGUGUAUGGGAGACCCAAAUACUGACUCUGAAAAUCCUGUUUUGGAAGAAGAACAAGAUGCCCAAGUUGGAAAAGGAUCAAGAGGUGAUGUGACUAUACUGCCUACCCUUGUUGUCAAUAAUAGACAAUACCGAGGAAAACUAGAGAAAGGUGCUGUCUUGAAGGCCAUUUGUGCUGGUUUUGAGGAAACUACUGAGCCAGCUGUUUGUUUGAAUGGAGAUAUAGAGACAAAUGAAUGUUUGGAUAAUAAUGGUGGUUGCUGGCAAGAUAAAUUGGCCAACAUCACUGCCUGCAAGGAUACAUUCCGUGGAAGAGUUUGUGAGUGUCCCAUGGUCAAUGGUGUACAAUUUAAAGGAGAUGGUUACAGCACCUGUGAAGCAAGUGGACCUGGACGAUGUAAGAUAAAUAAUGGUGGUUGUUGGCAUGAAACUCGAGAUGGAAAGACCUUCUCUGCUUGUGUGGAUGUUGAGAACAGUAAGUGCCAGUGUCCUCCAGGAUUUAUAGGUGAUGGUGUUAAGAGCUGUGAAGAUAUUGAUGAGUGCAAAGAAAAGAAAGCUUGCCAGUGCCCUGAAUGCAGCUGCAACAAUAUAUGGGGUAGCUAUGAAUGCACUUGCAGUGGAGAGCUCUUGUACAUUAGGGACCAUGACACCUGCAUAAGUAAGAGAGCUAGUGAAACAAAAACUGCAUGGACUGCUGUUUGGGUUAUUUUUAUAGGAUUGGCCAUGGCUGCCGGUGGAGCAUAUCUUGUUUACAAAUAUAGACUAAGAUCGUACAUGGACUCGGAAAUCAGGGCUAUAAUGGCACAGUACAUGCCACUAGACAGUCAAACAGAUGUCCCAAAUCAUGCAAGUGAGGAUCGGGCCUGAAAAGGGGGCCUCCCUUGUUUUUGAGUCCUGGAUGAUGCAGACAUAUGGUGUUCUCUCUUUAUUCCAUCAAGAAUGCAAGAAUGCUUCUCUUCACGUGGAGUGGCCUCAAGUUCUAUGAAUCGGUGGAUUAUGAAAGUAAGACAAGAGAUGAAGAGAUGGUCCUUAGAUUUAAGAGAAACUUACUAAAAUUGGGUGCGAAUUCUUUUGGGUGGUGGAUGGGUGAAUGGAUUGUAUGUAAUUAAUGGAGUCCCUGUCCCUAUUAAGAUAGAUCGGGUAUCCUCCAAUUCAAAGAGAAAUUAUGUAAUUCACGUCUAAAUUUUCUGGGGCUGAACCUGUCUCAUGUUAACUAAAUCUUCCGCAUUUGUCCUUAAGAUUUAAGAGGCCUUGCCCGUUUCAAUGGCAGUUGGAUCAAUUUGUGGGUAGUUAUAUCAUUAUGUAUUCACUUGUGCUUAAAAAUUCCUGCUUGUAACGAGUCAAAGGGGUUAUAAACUUAGAAUGAUUUUGUUCUUAGAAUUUUCA